Messenger RNA from Clarias gariepinus (North African catfish), 1929 nucleotides. RefSeq names its product stathmin 2b (gene stmn2b). Bases 142 to 702 code for a protein of 186 amino acids. Gene Ontology annotation, cellular component: neuron projection; growth cone; cytoplasm. Gene Ontology annotation, molecular function: tubulin binding. NCBI's taxonomy places the organism in Eukaryota, Metazoa, Chordata, Actinopteri, Siluriformes, Clariidae. Gene Ontology annotation, biological process: regulation of microtubule polymerization or depolymerization; microtubule depolymerization; neuron projection development. The record is from RefSeq and is a predicted model, not a curated record. The transcript is spliced from 5 exons.
AAUAAUCUCGAGCUUCGGUCUCCUCUCUCCUCCGCCUCAGAGCGUCGUUCUGCUGACUCAGUGCCUUACAGAGCAGUCCCGAUUCUUCACGCCGUCCGAAACUACAUCUCCUCUUGGCUAACAGCAACGACAACCGCAGCCAUGGCCAAAACCGCAGUCGCUUACAAAGAAAAGGUGCUGGAGCUGCCCCUUGUGUCCUUCAUCUGCUCCUGUCUUUACCCAGAGGCCCGGAACAAGAUAAUGGGCGAGUUUGAAGACAUGAAGGUCACACCCAUUAACAAGCGAACCUCUGGACAAGCUUUUGAAGUGAUCUUAAAGACACCAUCCCCUACAUAUGAGGGGGGCUACAGCAUCACUUCUCCCCCGAAGAAGAGGGACGUUUCUUUGGAAGACAUUCAAAAGAAGCUGGAGGCAGCUGAGGACCGAAGGAGAUCUCAGGAGGCUCAGGUGCUAAAGGCUCUGGCUGAGAAGCGUGAGCAUGAGCGUGAUGUGCUGCUCAAGGCCAUGGAGGAAAACAGCAACUUCAGCAAGAUGGCAGAGGAGAAACUCACCAUUAAAAUGGAGCACAUCAGCAAGAACCGCGAGGCUCUGCUCACAGCCAUGCUGGAGCGCCUGCAGGAGAGGGAGAGACAUGCCCAGGUGGUACGUAGGAACAAGGAACUGCGGGAUGAUCUGAGCGGAGACGAAGAUCUCCAGUUCUAAUAUGUCCCUCAACACCCACCUAACCAAGUCAGAGACCCUUUCUCCCUAUUAUCCAGUCCCACAUAUAGAAAGAGUCUCAUACACACACACACACACACACACACACCCGUUCCCCACUUCCUAACCAGAGGGAGAAGAACAAACCCCAGUCCACACCAACAGCACAUUCCUAUCCCAACCUCUCCUUGCAAAAAAGGUGGGAAAAAAAUAAAAAUAAAUAAAAUUGAGAAGCAUCAUGCAUCAUAUUGCUCCUUAAACAAGAAUGUUUUUGCUCGAGUCAAAAUGAAAUAAGUCAAAGUGGGUAUUGAUUUUUCUUUUUUCUUUCUAUUUUUUUUGUAAAUACUUCUUUUUUGUUUUAUAUAUGAGGCGACAAAAAUAUUGCAUUGUGCCAUUUUAUAGUUUUCUCUCUAUAUAUAUCAAUGGAUGUAUUAAUCUUCUGACUGUAUCACUCCAAUUUGCUGCAGUUUCUCUUGUAACAGGCUUUGGUGUUUGUGAAUUUGCUGGCUAGCUGAUAUUUAGCAGUUUCACCUUUUCAACCCCAAAUGGCCAUGUUUAUAUGUGUGUGUGCAGGUGUGAAGAACAUAUUUAAUUGCAUCACAUCACAAACAUUUUCUGAUUUUCAUGAGUGUGAGAUCACCACACACUAUUAAUGGACACACACACACUGACAUACCGACACACCCUGAUUUCAUUCAUGUUUAUACAUACAUACACACCAUUGGGAUGGUGGGGAUUUAACAAAGAUGACAUCCUGCUCAGGAGGAGCACACUUAAUCUUUAGAUCUUUUCAUCUGUGCCUCAUGGCCAUUUCAGUGCCAUCCAUGAGACAGUCGAUAUUCCAUUCUGUAUAUACCUGUGUUUAUGGGUCUCUCGUUCUAAUCAAAGUAUGCUAGAGAGAAACUAAAGUUGUACCAGGGACUGCUGGAUGUCCGGAGUUAGCAAACCCUUACUGAUAGAGCAUUGAGGCACGAUGGAUAGCAAGGUGAUCUUACCUCCCCACCAAAGUACGUGUGUGCUUGUGUGUGUAGGUGUGUAUGUGUCUAAAGAGACAUGGGUGGACCAUAGGGAGUGUGUCAGUGCUCUUGUGUAAGCCAGGGAUUUGAAACAUCCCCUUGUCACAGACCUUCCCUCUGCACCUUUCUCCUGUUCAUGUGCUUUCUUCCCUUAACACAUGUAUCGAUGUGAGCAAGCUGUGGUGAAUAAAGGUUUGGGGUUCUGUAAAUGAAA